Molecule: messenger RNA, 3251 nt
Organism: Aspergillus glaucus CBS 516.65
Lineage: Eukaryota; Fungi; Ascomycota; Eurotiomycetes; Eurotiales; Aspergillaceae
Product: putative cell wall protein
Exons: 2
Coding region: 179-2875 (898 amino acids)
Source: RefSeq, a predicted model, not a curated record
UUUGUUGUUUCUUUUUUGUUUCUUUUUUUUUUUUUUAACCAGUCUGUCGUUAAACCACUUUUUGGCUGUUCACAGCCAUUAUUCUUUCUUUUUUACCCUUUCUUGAUAGACUACGCCUUUCCGGCCUAUACGCUCAUUCUACGCCGAUUGACUACUGCUUGAAAUCCCUCGUUACAAAAUGCGUUCGAACAACCUUCUCAUGCUCGCCGGUAUGGCGAGCACGGCUCUCGCCUUGCCAACCGACAUGGCCAUGGACCGUCGUACCGUUGGCCUCGAUAUCGACAUCGAUGUUAGCCUGAACUUGGGUGGUUUGCUCAGCGGCCUCCUUGGCGGUGGCCAGGACCAGAGCCCCGCUAAGAUCCUCGACGGCAUCCACGCGAACGCCGCUGCGGCCCUCCAGGCUGGUGCAUUGGGUGUUAAGGCUGGUUCCGUUCACGCCAAGGCUCGCAAGGAGCUUGCCGCUUGGUUGCGCGCUGAUGUUGGCGUUCACCUCGAUGCCUCCCUCCGCUCUCCCCUCCUCAAGUGGGCUACUGGUGGUGAUGGCGACAUCCUCGAUGUCGACGUCUCUGCUGGUCUCUCCAUUCUGAGCCCUCACGCCGCUGACGUUGCUGCCAAGGGUGGCCUCGUUGUUACCCUUGACGGUAUCCUUGGUGCCGCCGACAUUGAGGCCCAGGUUGUCUUGAGCGCCUCGCUCCAGGACAAGCUUGCUGCUUUCCUCAAGGGCUCCGGUGCUGCCCACCUUGGUGCUGACAUCAAGGCUGGUCUCCACCUUGCUGCUGGUGGCGGUCUCGUCAGCAGCAUGAACGCCGACGUCAAGGCUGCUCUCCAGGCCUACCUCAACGGCCCCAAGGUCACCCUUGGUGCCUCCAUCAAGGUUGCUCUCCUCGCUUGGUUGGAGGGCAAGUCUGCUGACGGUGUUGUUGCUCUCGGCAACGUCCCCGCUGGCGGUCUCACCACCAUCUCCGUUGGUGCUGAUAUCGGUGCCCGUAUUGGCGCUGACGGUCUCGCUACCGACGCCGCUAAGGCUGGUCUCGGUGCCUUCCUCAAGGCCGACAUUGCUGCCAACCUCGACGCUGACAUCAAGGCCGCCCUUGAGCUCAUUGUCAACGGCAAGGCCUCUUCUGCUCUCGACACUAAGGCUCGCACUGCUCUGGUUAAGUGGCUCUCUGGUUCCGACAUCUCUCUCGGUGUUGAGCUCCAGGCCGUUGUUCUGCUCUGGUUGUCCAUUGGUGUCGACGUUGACAUUAGCGUCAACCUUGGCGGUGGCCUAAUCGGAAACCUGCUCACCUUCGUCCUCAACACUGUCACUGAGCUCCUCUCGAGCAUCCUGGGCGGUGUUCUCUCCAUCCUCACCGGUGGUGAGAGCCUGCUCUCGCUGUCUCUUGACGCUCGUGCUCAGUUGGCUGCUGUCAUCGCUGGUGCUGUCGACAUUGAUAUCACCACUGACAUCCGCCUGACCCUCCUCGGAUGGUUGACCGGUGUUGACCUCAACGGCUCUAUCGUCAUUGGCUCCAUCUCUGGCUCCAGCUCGUCUGCUUCUCCCUCCGGCACUCCUUCCUCUGGCAACAACGUUCCUCUGUCGCCCUCCAGCGCCGCCGCCUCUCCCUCUGGCUCCCCUACCCCCAGCGGUGAGAGCCCCGUCAACGGCACUCCUUCCGGCUCUGCCCCCGGUGCUUCUUCCACCCCCUGCGACACCUUGACCUCUGAGGGCGUUGUUCCCAUUGCCACCAACUCCGAGGGUGUUCCUUCGUCGAGCGUCGCCCCUGUCUCGUCUGGUGCUGCUUCCUCUACCCCCUGCGACACCUUGACCUCUGAGAGCGUUGUUCCCGUUGCCACCAACUCCGAGGAUGUUCCUUCGUCCUCGUCGGUCCCGGUCCAGGUUCCUUCUAGCCCUGCCCCUCGUCCCUCGAGCUCGACCCCUGCCUCUGGCACCGUCAACGUGAUCCCCACUCCUUCCAGCGUCGCUCCUGUCUCCUCUGGUGCUUCGUCCACUCCUUGUGACACCCUCACCUCGGAGAGCGUUAUCCCUGUCGCUACCAGCUCUGAGCAGACUCCUCAGCCUUCCGUCCCUGCCCAGCAGCCCUCGAGCCCGGCCCCUGCUCCCUCGAGCAGCACCGUCCCGGUCAUCCCCGUCCCCUCGAGCGCCGCUGCUGAGUCCUCCAGCGCUCCCUCUUCCACCCCUUGCGACACUCUCACCUCCGAGACUGUGAUCCCCGUUGGCACCUCCUCCGAGGAGCAAACCACCCUUGUCCAGGCCACUGGCACUGGCUCCACCGUCGACGUUGUUGUCCCCACCACGACCCCGGCUGUCCGUCCCUCGAGCCCCGCUCCCCAGCCCUCGGCUGGCCCCAGCACCGUCCCGGUCGUCCCUGUGCCUGCCUCGAGCCCCGCCUCGUCGACCCCCUGCGACACCCUCACCUCCGAGUCCGUGAUCCCCAUCGCUACUAGCUCCGAGACCCAGUCUGUUCCCGUGCAGACUCCCUCGUCGGUGCCCGCUCAGCAGCCCUCCGUCCAGCCCUCUGCUCAGCCUUCCGUCCCCGCUCAGCAGCCCUCCCCCGCUGCUAGCAGCACCCCCUGCGACACCAUCACCUCGGAGUCCGUGAUCCCCGUCGCCACCAGCUCCGAGACCCCUGAGGCCGUCGAGCCCACCCAGGCCCCCAGCCCCUCCACCACCUCCGUCGAUGUUCCCCAGACUCCCGCCGCUGCUUCGUCCACUCCCUGUGAUACCCUCACCUCGGAGUCCGUGAUCCCCAUCGCCACCAGCUCUGAGACCCCCGCCCCUCUGAGCACCCCCGCCUCCUGCGCUAGUUGCGCUCCCCGUGUGGUCACCGUCACCACCACCGUGAGCGUCCCUGUCUGCACUCCUACUGCUUAAGCGGUUCGAGUAGUUAGACUACAAACUACCUAACGUGGGAUUUAUUUUCUCUUUUGAAUAUUUCUUUUUGAAGCUUCUUUUUUCUGGCGAAUUUCUCAAGAACGGACACGAACGAACUUACAGCACAAACGGCAGAAGAAAUAACCUGGUGAACUAUCUUUUGUUGUGGUUUUUGGCCUGUACAUAACUAAUUUUAAUUCUAUAAUCCUCGGACAGCUCGUGCCCUACUUUGGUCUUCCGUUUAAGUUGUAUACACUUUCCUGUCAAUUGUUCAAGUGUCUACAAGAGUAGGGCAUUAUGUGUACAUAACCAAUAGUUCACCGCGUCUUGUCUUUUUCUUGAGAUUGGUCCGGAGGAAAGAAUUAUGUUUUUUUUU